Trichoderma citrinoviride is the source of this 762-nucleotide messenger RNA. RefSeq names its product glutathione S-transferase. The record is from RefSeq and is a predicted model, not a curated record. Bases 1 to 762 code for a protein of 253 amino acids. The transcript is spliced from 2 exons. NCBI's taxonomy places the organism in Eukaryota, Fungi, Ascomycota, Sordariomycetes, Hypocreales, Hypocreaceae.
AUGGCGCCUCAACCUCACAUCAAGCUGUACACGGACUCGACUCCCAACGGAAUCAAGAUCACCACCGCACUCGAGGAGCUCAGGCUCCCUUACGAAGUAGAGCACGUUGACAUCAGCACUCUUCGCCAAAAAGAGCCGUGGUAUCUCGAGAUCAACCCCAAUGGGCGCAUUCCUGCCGUCGUGGACACUUUCGACGACGGCCAGCCGAUCAGAGUCUUUGAGGGAGGCAGCAUCUUGCAGUAUCUGACUGAGCGUUACGACCCUGAGCACAAGCUCUCGUUUCCCAAGGGUAGCAGAGACUACUAUGAGUGCAACAACUGGCUCUUCUUCCAGCACGGAGGUAUUGGCCCCAUGCAAGGCCAAGCAUCUCACUUCCUCCGCUAUGCUCCCACCAAAAUCCAGUACGGCAUAGACCGCUACGUCACCGAAACAAAGCGCCUCUAUAAUGUCCUCGAUGUCCAACUCUCCAAGUCCAAGUCCGGAUUCCUGGUCGGAGACCACAUCUCAAUCGCAGACAUCGCCGCCCUGUCCUGGGUCAUCUUUGGUCCCUAUGUGGAUGUCCCGCUGGAAUUGUUCCCCAACCUGCAGAAGUGGGAGGCCAUGCUGAGUGCGAGGCCCGCCAUUGCUAGGGGGUUCCAUAUCCCCAAGACGUUGGGCAUCAAGAGCGAUGAUCCAGAGGGCGCGGCGAACUACCAGAAGCGUCAUACGGAUUGGAUAUACAAGGCGAUGCAGGCUGAGAAAGAGGGCUUUGAGAAGAAUUGA